GCAAUUUGAGUGGAAUGAACUCCAUUAUUACUAGUAUGCGAUAUGAGGGGCAACUGUGGGUGGUGGCAAAAGGAAGAGAUAUGUUUUAUGACCAACUGCUUUAUCUUGUGAAUAGCAUAGACCUUGCAAGUAAUAACCUUUCUGGAGAUAUGCCUGAAGGGUUAACAAAUCUUUCAAGGUUGGGCACUUUGAACUUGUCUAUGAACCAUCUCACAGGAAAGAUACCAGCCAGCAUUGGAAGCUUGCAGUGGCUUGAGACUCUUGACCUCUCAAGAAACCAGCUUACUGGCACAAUCCCACCAAGCAUGGCCUCCAUAACUGCAUUGAAUCACUUGAACCUUUCACACAACCACCUUUCAGGUCCAAUUCCAACAACCAACCAGUUCCAGACAUUCAUUGAUCCAUCCAUUUAUGAAGAUAAUAUUGGACUUUGUGGCCCACCAUUGCCAACCAAGUGCAGCACUGAUGAUGGAUCCUCAUCACAUCUUCCCGGUAAAGGAAAAACAAAAAACGGAGAAGCAAAAGGCAAUCAAAAGCUUGGGUUUUACAUCAGUUUGGUGCUGGGAUUUGUUGUAGGAUUUUGGGGAGUAUGUGGAACUCUGGUAAUAAAGAAUUCCUGGAGGCAUGCCUAUUUUAAGUUCUUUGAUGAUAUGAAAGAAAGAGUGCUUCUGUUUGUGUCACUGAAGUUAGCCAGCCGCCAAGGAGGCAGAUGAACAGCGAAGAAAAGUGAGGCCAAGUGAAAUUAGUUGCGAGUUACAUAAGCAUGUUCCAAGAGAAGGUGUUGCUUAUAUUUCUUCUUUCCCUUUUUAUGCUGACAGUCUAUGGCUGUUUUCGAUGUGGUAUUUUCCCUGUUAUAAAUGAAAUGUGUUUCC
Rubroshorea leprosula is the source of this 872-nucleotide messenger RNA. NCBI's taxonomy places the organism in Eukaryota, Viridiplantae, Streptophyta, Magnoliopsida, Malvales, Dipterocarpaceae. The record is from the annotation of a GenBank genome assembly.